This is a messenger RNA of Drosophila ficusphila, 1091 nucleotides long. It is a transcript of the gene Zfrp8, whose product is annotated as programmed cell death protein 2. NCBI's taxonomy places the organism in Eukaryota, Metazoa, Arthropoda, Insecta, Diptera, Drosophilidae. The record is from RefSeq and is a predicted model, not a curated record. Gene Ontology annotation, cellular component: nucleus; cytoplasm. Bases 26 to 1069 code for a protein of 347 amino acids. The transcript is spliced from 3 exons.
UCACACUGAACACGAGUUUUUAAGAAUGGAAAUUGACUUGGGAUUCGCUGAAAAAAACGACAAUGCCGCCUGGCUGAGUAACCGAUACUUUCCCAGCAAGUUGGGUGGCCAGCCCGCCUGGCUAGAACUGGAUUCUCUGCCGUCCACAUCGCAGCUGCAGUGCAGGAAGUGCCUAGCACCAAAAUCCUUCUUAGCGCAGUUGUAUGCUCCCUUCGAUGACGACUUUAACUUCCACCGGUCGAUCUAUUUGUUUCUCUGUCGAAAUGCCAACUGCCAGGAGGCACAGAGUGCAAGCAAUUUUACGGUGCUGAGAUCUCAGUUGCCGCGGAAAAACAAGUUUUUUUCGGAGGAAGAUCCAAGCGAAUUGGGAGAUCCCUUGCCCGCUAUUCCCAGCUCGAAGAAAUUGUGCGUCGCCUGCGGCUGCCAUGCUCCGCACACUUGCAGCAAAUGCAAGGCCAUCCACUACUGCUCCUCGGAGCACCAAAGGGCACACUGGCCACAGCACAAGCCAAACUGCGGAGCAACAACAGGAUCCCAUGCCAAGCCACUAAACCACAUCGUUUUCCCUGAAUUCGAGAUUGUGAUGGACAGUAAUCCAGUGGAACCUGGCGAGGAUGACAAAGAUGAGGAUGCCCGCUUGGCUGAGUUCAAGGAACUGGAGGCCAAUGGCAAGACAGGAGACCUGAGUAACGUUUCCGAGUCGGAGAUGGACAAAUAUUUUGCGGACACGGCAGCUGCGGACGACAAGACAUUCCGUCUGUUCAAAAAGCAAACUGCCGCGGAACCCGAUCAGAUUGUGCGCUACAAACGCGGUGGUCAGCCACUGUGGAUCACCAAUAUCGCCAAAACAGUGGAGGAUCAACUAAAGGAGUUGCCGAACUGUCCUCUUUGCGGCGGAGCCCGCCAGUUUGAGUUCCAGAUCAUGCCGCAAGUGCUGACGCUGCUUGAAGACGAAAACCUCGACUGGGGCGUUCUGGCGGUCUACACUUGCGCAAAGAGCUGCCCCAUCGAGGGAUACGCGGAGGAGCUCCUAAUUAAGCAGGAUAUUGUGGCAGAAGAGCAGAGUUGACAUUAAAAUGCAUACAUUUAAA